CAUCCUUUGCUUAUGCUGUACUUGAAAAUGUCCGCAUGACCUGUCAUCAAAAGGUGCUAAUGUCUCGCCAUCUUUUUAAACAGCCAUUUCUUACACUUCAGUAUUUAAAGAAGUCGUAGAAGUAUUUUGUGUAAUUCUGUGUCUUCCAUCAACGCUAUGAAGUUUGCAAUUUUUGUUUUGUCAACAUAUCUCACCGUCUUCAUGGUAAUACCUGUACUUUCAAGACAGCGAGUAAAGAGAGGAAAUCAUUGCAAUACUGCUUGCAUAGAAAUUUAUGCUCCUGUGUGCGGGUCCAACGGGGUAACUUAUUCCAAUGACUGUCUAUUGGAAGCGGCAAACUGCUCAAAUGUAUGUGAAAAUAUCACAAUUGCCCAUCGUGGAAGAUGUGAUUGUAAACUUCAAGCAGUUGCUGGGCCUUGCGAAGCUCUAAUUCCUCGUUACUACUUUGAUGAGAACAAAGCCAAAUGCUUACAAUUUGCCUAUGGAGGUUGUGGAGGAAACAGAAACAAUUUUGAAACACAGCAAGACUGUGCACUUAACUGCCCAUCUGCGAUUGCUUCACCUUAUGGAAAGUGAAAGACGUACUGCAUCACUUAAACUUAAUCGUUCACUAAUCAAACUUUUUGUACUUGGAUAUAACCAGUCUUGUGAAAUUUGAUUUGCAUUAAAAAUAAUCAUAUUG
Molecule: messenger RNA, 682 nt
Organism: Xenia sp. Carnegie-2017
Lineage: Eukaryota; Metazoa; Cnidaria; Anthozoa; Malacalcyonacea; Xeniidae
Product: four-domain proteases inhibitor-like
Exons: 5
Coding region: 157-576 (139 amino acids)
Molecular function (GO): serine-type endopeptidase inhibitor activity; protein binding
Source: RefSeq, a predicted model, not a curated record